UUUAAUUUCUACUGUAUUAUACUUCAAAAAAAAAACCCCUGCGCAGCAGCCCGGAGUGGAAGCCGCCUCCAUCUCAACGCUUCGAAGUUCCCAUUCAGAUUUUAGACUCAAAUCGAAAGCCCUCGCUCACCGUCACCUCGCAUCCUCUUCGGCCUGCCCAGAAUCCCAAAACCCCUCCCCAGUUUAUGCAAUUUUCAGAGGCUUGCUUUCUUGAAAAAACUAGGAUAUUCAGACAUGGCAAGCCAAGCAGCUACUUCUUUCAAUGGCAACAUGAAGAAAGCACUUGCUGGCUUGAGACGCAUCAAUUUGGAAGGUCUGAGGUGGAGAGUGUUUGAUGCCAAAGGCCAGGUUCUUGGGAGAUUGGCAUCUCAAAUAUCUACCGUAGUUCAAGGCAAGGACAAGCCAACAUAUGCACCAAAUCGAGAUGAUGGGGAUAUGUGUAUUGUGCUUAAUGCUAAGGAUAUCUGUGUCACUGGAAGAAAACUCACUGAUAAAUUUUAUCACUGGCAUACUGGGUAUGUUGGAAACCUCAAGGAAAGAAGUUUGAAGGAUCAGUUGGCCAAAGACCCUACAGAAGUCAUUCGGAAAGCUGUAUUGCGCAUGCUUCCAAGAAACGAACUGCGUGAUGAUAGAGAUAGGAAACUGAGAAUUUUUGCUGGAGAUGAACACCCUUUUGGCGACCGCCCACUUGAGCCCUAUAUCAUGCCACCUCGAAAUGUAAGAGAGCUGCGUCCUCGUGUAAGACGAGCCAUGAUUCGAGCACAGAAAAAGGCUGAACAACAAACAAACGGCAACAAUGAGUCAAGGAAAAGUAGAAAGAAAGAAGAGAAGGUAGAAGUAAUUGCGUAAACAGGAGUAGAUUCCUUCUGUUCUAAUGGAGUUUGUGUGGAUCAUUAGCCAUGGAAGAUCUGAAGUAGUUUUGAAUUCCAUUUAAUUGCAUAAGGUUAUAUCAUUUGUAAAGAUUUGAUGUCAUGUUUGUUCAAAGCUUGGAUUUCCAUGGGAACUUAUUUAACUCCUCUGUCCAGAUUUGUAGCUUUUUCCUAAGAUUUAUUUAUUUAUCAAUCUUGAGCUAAA
Messenger RNA from Momordica charantia (bitter melon), 1074 nucleotides. RefSeq lists its product as uncharacterized. Gene Ontology annotation, biological process: negative regulation of translation; translation. Gene Ontology annotation, cellular component: ribosome; mitochondrial large ribosomal subunit. Lineage: Eukaryota; Viridiplantae; Streptophyta; Magnoliopsida; Cucurbitales; Cucurbitaceae. Gene Ontology annotation, molecular function: mRNA binding; structural constituent of ribosome. The record is from RefSeq and is a predicted model, not a curated record.